This is a messenger RNA of Rhopilema esculentum, 924 nucleotides long. The record is from RefSeq and is a predicted model, not a curated record. NCBI's taxonomy places the organism in Eukaryota, Metazoa, Cnidaria, Scyphozoa, Rhizostomeae, Rhizostomatidae.
AUGACAACCAAUACCUUUUUAUUGUGUCUCAAGCGUUUCGUUAGUAGAAGAGGGAUUCCAAGAAUCAUCGUAACAGAUAAUGCAAAAACAUUCAAAGCGGCUUCAAAAAUACUCGUCAAGCUCUUCAAGUCAAGGGAAAUAAGUAAUUACCUUACAGAUAGAAAGAUACGAUGGAAAUUUAACCUUGCUAAGGCCCCAUGGUGGGGUGGAUUCUACGAGAGACUAAUACGCGGAAUAAAAUCAUGUCUUAAAAAGAAUUUAUCAAAGGCGAAACUCUCUUAUGAUGAGAUACAGACCAUCAUUAUACAAAUCGAAUCGGUAUUAAACUCAAGACCUCUUACAUAUCUUUAUUCAUCGGAACUCGAAGAACCGUUAACGCCCUCUCACCUUGUAAUCGGGAGAAGACUACUUAGUCUACCAGAACGGUAUUUCGAAGAAGAUAUCGACUACAACGAGACGGCAGACGUUGCAAGAAAAAGGGAACAGCAUGUUGCUCGAGUUUUUCAGCAUUACUGGCGGCGCUGGAAGAAAGAAUAUCUAAUCGAUCUUCGGGAAUAUCACAAGGUGCCAAAUAAGACUCGUGAUAGACCAAAUAUCAACAUCGGAGAUGUCGUUACGGUUCAAGAUGAAAACAUUCGAAAUCGCAUUGAAUGGAAACUUGGUCGAGUUGCAGAUUUAAUCAUAGGACGCGAUGAUGUGACCCGCGGUGCCAGAAUUCAGCUAGCUAACGGAAAUUUCAUAGAACGACCAAUUCAAAAACUGUUUCCGUUAGAACUUUCUUCAGAGCCCAAAGAAGCCUGUGCGACCAAUGAAAACACGACAAUGUCCGAGGACAAGCAAAGAAAAACGAAAAGAAAGGCAGCAGUCAUCGCGCAAGAAAGUAUUCGAAUUAUUGACCAGCUUGAGGAAGAUAACGAACUAUGA